GUUUCUUGUCUGGGCGGAGGAGGUUUGGCCCUGCGACGCUGCCGUCUCUCAGCGGCUGCGGGGGGCGUAAUGGCGGCGGCUCUCUCAAUGUCAGCGGUACUGAGGCACUUUGUCGUGAGGAGUGGGGUUGCCGCUCCCCGCCUGUCGCCGGCCAGGUCACUGAGCACUUCCACAUGGCGGCUGGCACAGGACCAAACUCGAGACACGCAACUCAUCACAGUUGAUGAAAAAUUGGAUAUCACUGCUUUAACUGGUGUUCCAGAUGAGCACAUCAAAACCAGGAAAGUUCACAUUUUUGUUCCGGCACGUAAUGCAAUGCAGUCAGGUGUUAACAAUACAAAGAAAUGGAAGAUGGAAUUUGAUAACAGGGAGCGCUGGGAGAACCCUUUAAUGGGCUGGGCAUCUACAGCUGAUCCUUUAUCCAACAUGGUUCUUACUUUCUCUACUAAAGCAGAUGCCAUUGCUUUUGCUGAAAAAAAUGGCUGGAGCUAUGACGUUGAAGAGAAGAAGAUUCCAAAACCUAAAUCCAAGUCUUAUGGUGCAAACUUUUCUUGGAACAAAAGAACAAGGGUGUCUACAAAAUAGGUUGGCAUUGGCUCUGACUGUGAAUGAAGUCAGCUGUGCCAUAUUUAUAGUCCAUGUAUAACACAUCUCUUAAUCUCCUAAUAAAUUUGACCUUUAAACUACA
This is a messenger RNA of Pezoporus occidentalis (night parrot), 688 nucleotides long. RefSeq names its product NADH:ubiquinone oxidoreductase subunit S4 (gene NDUFS4). The transcript has 5 exons. The coding region runs from base 70 to 585 and encodes 171 amino acids. NCBI's taxonomy places the organism in Eukaryota, Metazoa, Chordata, Aves, Psittaciformes, Psittacidae. The record is from RefSeq and is a predicted model, not a curated record. Gene Ontology annotation, biological process: electron transport chain.